Aegilops tauschii subsp. strangulata is the source of this 2294-nucleotide messenger RNA. The record is from RefSeq and is a predicted model, not a curated record. NCBI's taxonomy places the organism in Eukaryota, Viridiplantae, Streptophyta, Magnoliopsida, Poales, Poaceae.
UCUUCAAUCCCAUACUCUGUGGAGCACGCCUCUUGCAGCAAUGGGCGGUCGACAUGUACGUCAAGAUUGAAAGUUGUCGGUUGAGGUGGUACAGGAAAAACCAGACGCAGAUUCGUGCCGACUUGUAUAAAGGAGUUGUUGAUGCAAUCACAUCGGGGGAGACGCGAGCAAGCGCUGUUGGGGUAAGAAUAGUGCUCCCUGGAACAUACCCUGGUGGCGACCGCGACAUGAAGAAGAGGCAUAUGGAUGCCAUGGAAAUUGUCCAUACAUAUGGGAAGCCUGACAUCUUCUUGACCAUGACUUGCAAUCCUAAAUGGGAAGAGAUAACGAAUGAGUUGCUGCCUGGUCAGACGGCGCAAGACCGACCUGAUAUUGUGGCUCGCGUGUUCUACGGCAAGCUAGAGGCUAUGAAGGACAUGUUGUUCAAGAAGCAUAUCCUGGGUGUUGUUGUCGCAUAUGUAUACGUAGUCGAGUUCCAAAAAAGGGGCCUCCCCCACACACAUUUUUUGUUGAUCAUGGACUCUAAAUAUAAGCUUAUCGUCCCGGAGCAGUAUGACCGACUCAUUUCCGCAGAGCUCCCAGACAAGCAUAAGUAUCCGGAAUUGUAUGCUAUGGUGGUAAAACAUAUGAUGCACGGACCAUGCGGUGCUCUCAACCCGAAGAAUGUUUGCAUGCAAGAAAACAGAUGCAAGUGCAGAUACCCAUGGCCGUUCAAUGAAAACACAUCACAGGGGAAGGACUCAUACCCAAUUUAUCGGCGUAGAGACGAUGGAAGGCGUGCUAAGGUCCGAGGGAAGAUGUUGGACAACAGAUGGGUUGUGCCUUAUAACCCAUACCUGCUGCGGAUGUUCAAUUGCCACAUCAACGUUGAGGUCUGCUCUAGCAUAAAGGCCGUCAAAUAUCUUUACAAGUACAUUUACAAGGGCCAUGAUAAGGCUUCUUUCAGCAUCGACCAUCCCGACGCCGAUGGUAACAUUGAUGAGAUCAAGAGAUACGUUGAUGCAAGGUGGAUCACCCCUCCGGAGGCUAUGUGGAGGAUAUUUGGCUUUCCACUUUGCGCCAAUUACCCGCCUGUCUUGCAGUUGCCUCUUCAUCUCCCGAAUAUGCACAGGGUCGCAUUCAAUGCGCAGGCUGACUUGAAAAAUAAGAAAAAGAAGUUUUGGAAGCCGCGGGUCGAGCGUUUUCAAAUAGGUCGCAUCGUGUCUGCCAAUCCUGCCGAGGGUGACCGAUACUACCUGCGUGUGUUGCUAAACCAUGUUACGGGCAAAACAUCCUUCGACGACUUGCUCACCGUGGACGACGUUCUAUGUGGGAGCUUUAGAGAAGCUGCUGAAAGGUUGGGACUCAUCGAGGCAGACAACACGCUCGACAACUGUCUUACUGAGGCUGAGCAGUGGGCGAUGCCAUGUUCUCUUAGGAGGCUCUUCGCAACCAUCUUGGUGCACUGCGAGCUAGGCGACGUGCGUGGUUUAUGGGAUAGGCACCUCGAUCCUAUGUCAGAUGACUAUCGUCGAUCACGCACGUCCCCUAUCGAGGUGGAGCAGAUGGUGUUGCUUGACAUUAGGGGUAUGUUGCAGUCCAUGGGUAAAGACAUUGUUGAUUUCGCUCUUCCAAGCAUAGAUGAUGCGUUUGACCCAACCGAGGGUGAGGCAAGAGAGGUCAUCGAGGAAUCAACUGUUGAGUUUGACGUGGAUGAUACUAAAUUGGCAUCUUCCCUGGACUUGGAGCAGAGGGCCGCAUACGACGAGAUACUAGCGGCUGUUGAACGCGGUGAUGGGGGUGUAUUCUUUGUUGAUGGCCCUGGAGGUACAGGGAAGACCUUUCUAUACAGGGCGAUGCUUGCCAAGGUGAGGAGCGAUGGCAAUAUUGGUAUCGCUACCGCGACGUCGGGCGUCGCCGCUUCUAUCAUGCCUGGCGGCAGGACUGCCCACUCGAGGUUCAAGAUCCCAUUGAGUUGCGAUGAUGGAGCCUCGUGCAGCUUCACGAAGCAGAGUGGGACCGCGAAGCUGCUUAGGAUGGCCUCAUUGAUAAUUUGGGACGAGGCCAGCAUGACGAAACGACAAGCGGUCGAGGCAUUGGACAAUAGCAUGCGCGACAUCAUGGGAAUACGCGAUCGACCCUUUGGAGGAAAGACUGUUGUUUUUGGCGGGGACUUUAGGCAGGUGCUUCCGGUCGUCAGAAGGGGGUCGCGGGGCCAGAUAAUUGAUGCAACCCUACGAAGUUCUCAUCUAUGGAAGGGUAUGCGGCAGCUUCGGCUCAUCACCAACAUGAGGGCUCAUAAUGACACGUGGUGA